This is a messenger RNA of Castor canadensis (American beaver), 1103 nucleotides long. The record is from RefSeq and is a predicted model, not a curated record. NCBI's taxonomy places the organism in Eukaryota, Metazoa, Chordata, Mammalia, Rodentia, Castoridae.
GGGCUUGGACAACAAGUGCUCUGUGUAUCCCCUGACAUUCGACAAGAACGAGAACAUGGCUGCCAAGAAGAAGUCUGUCGCCAUGCACACCAACUACCUGUCGGCCUGCAGCUUCACCAACUCCGACAUGCAGAUCCUGACGGCCAGCGGAGACGGGACGUGUGCCCUGUGGGACGUGGAGAGUGGGCAGCUGCUGCAGAGCUUCCAUGGGCACGGGGCUGAUGUUCUCUGCCUGGACCUGGCCCCCUCAGAAACCGGAAACACCUUCGUGUCUGGGGGAUGCGACAAGAAAGCCAUGGUGUGGGACAUGCGCUCGGGCCAGUGCGUGCAGGCCUUUGAAACACACGAAUCUGACGUCAACAGUGUCCGCUACUACCCUAGCGGAGACGCCUUUGCUUCUGGGUCAGAUGAUGCCACGUGUCGCCUCUAUGACCUCCGGGCAGACAGGGAAGUCGCCAUCUAUUCCAAAGAAAGCAUUAUAUUUGGAGCAUCCAGCGUGGACUUCUCCCUCAGUGGUCGCCUGCUCUUCGCUGGAUACAACGACUACACCAUCAACGUGUGGGAUGUUCUCAAGGGCUCCCGAGUCUCCAUCCUGUUUGGACAUGAGAACCGUGUCAGCACUCUGCGCGUGUCCCCUGACGGGACUGCUUUCUGCUCGGGCUCGUGGGAUCACACCCUGAGAGUCUGGGCUUAAUCAUGUCACAGAGACAGAAUGCACCGAGAAUAAGACAUGAAAUCUUCACCUGUAAAUAUCCAUGACUUCUAGAGGAGUGGAGGGUUUCCUGCGGGUUAACUUAAGGAAGCAACUCCAUAGCUCAAGACCCAGAACACAGCUCCGGUAUCACUAUUAAAACCACCACCCCAGAAAUACUCCAGCGUUAGCCGUCAGCACUACAAGAACCCCUUUAACCACAGUGUUUUUCACUUUGAACACUUUCUAAAAUUUGUCCAUUUGUAAGAAUAUUCUGAAUUUUAUUAGUCUCAGCUCAUUCUGUUACCAAUAGGAUUCAGCAUUUAAAACAUUCUGCCAGAGCUGAUGGCUCACGCCUGUAGUCCUAGCUUCUUGGGCGGUUGAGAUCAGGAGGAUCACAGUUUAAGGCCAG